AUGUAUCGAGCGCUUCCUUUCUUCAUGUGCUUCGUGGUAGCUUCAGGGUUUCUCCCUUCCGCUCCACUUCAAGGAAAGCUACCUCCUUCCCUCCCCUCCAUCGCCCCUACUCGCUCCUUCGUCCUUCCCUCCUGCCCUCGGACAUGCCCCCUGGCUCCACUUGCCUCCCGGGCUCUAGCGAGCGUGAUAAGCAGGAAGCUGCAAGGGAGGGACGGGCCGACAGUGUGGAGCGAGUUCGGAGCGCUGGCGAGUCAGAGGAAGUGCGUGAACUUGGGGCAAGGGUUCCCCGACUGGUCCCCUCCUUCCUUCGUGCGGGACGCAGCAGUGGAGGCGAUCAUGAAGGGGACGAACCAGUACACGAGGACGGCAGGGCACCUCCCGCUCGCCCGCACGCUGGCUGCCCGCUACCGCAUGCACCUGGAGCGCGAAGUGCGGGCAGAGACGGAGGUGGCGGUGACGGUGGGUGCGAGCCAGGCGCUGUACGUGAGUCUGCAGAGCCUGCUGGAGCAGGGAGACGAGGUGCUGCUCAUGGAGCCCUUCUUCGACCUCUACAUGGGUCAGAUCCUCCUCGCAGGAGGCAAGCCCGUGUUCGUCCCCCUGGAGCCGACGGAGGAGGGAGAGUGGAAGAUAGACAUGAAGAAGGUGGAGGAAAAGGUGAGCAAGAAGACAAGGAUCAUCGUCCUCAACUCGCCGCACAACCCGACGGGGAAGGUGUUCUCGCUGGCGGAGAUGGAGGCGCUGGCGGAGAUCGUGAGGAAGCACGAGAGGAUCGUGGUGAUUUCUGAUGAGGUCUACAAGGACACGUUGGGAUCGGCGGGUCACGUUCACUUCGCGCGCCUGCCGGGCAUGUGGGACAGAACCUUGACGAUCUCAAGCGCCGGGAAGACUUUCUCAGUGACAGGCUGGCAGGUUGGCUGGAUCAUCGGACCGAGCAGAUAUCUGCGAGACAUCCAGGUUCUUCUGCCGUUCAUUCAGUUCUGUGCUGCCACCCCCAUGCAAGACGCGCUGGUCCAAGUGCUGAAGCAAGCGGAUCAGCCCUAUGAAGGAGAACGAAAUUAUUACGAUUGGCUGAAGCAGCAGUACACGAUGAAGAAGGAGAAGCUCGAGGCAGCUUUGAGAGCAGCCAACAUCAUCCCAAUGAAGGGUCAAGGAGGAUUCUUUCUUAUCGGUGACACUAGAAACGUCAAAGUGCCGCAGACCAUGACAAGAGACUGGGCUCUCUGCCGUUGGCUCGCCAAGGAGCAUGGCAUCAUCUCCAUCCCCUGCUCCCCCUUCUACUCCCCGGAGAACCGCCACCUUGCUUCCAACUUCGUGCGUUUCGCCUUCUGCAAGACCGACGAGACGCUCCAGGAGGCGCUGGAGGCCUUCCGGGUGAUCGGACAAGCAGAGCAGAGCAAGUGA
Messenger RNA from Guillardia theta CCMP2712, 1401 nucleotides. RefSeq lists its product as hypothetical. The record is from RefSeq and is a predicted model, not a curated record. The transcript has 12 exons. The coding region runs from base 1 to 1401 and encodes 466 amino acids. NCBI's taxonomy places the organism in Eukaryota, Cryptophyceae, Pyrenomonadales, Geminigeraceae. Gene Ontology annotation, molecular function: L-kynurenine:2-oxoglutarate transaminase activity; pyridoxal phosphate binding. Gene Ontology annotation, cellular component: cytoplasm. Gene Ontology annotation, biological process: biosynthetic process.